Saccoglossus kowalevskii is the source of this 2236-nucleotide messenger RNA. RefSeq names its product ATP-dependent RNA helicase DDX51-like. Gene Ontology annotation, molecular function: ATP binding; nucleic acid binding. Lineage: Eukaryota; Metazoa; Hemichordata; Enteropneusta; Harrimaniidae. The record is from RefSeq and is a predicted model, not a curated record.
GAUUGACCUCACGCAACCAACACGUGUGGAAGUACAUCUUAUGAUCGCUCGUAUAAUCUAUAAAAACAACGCUAUUUACAACAAAAAGACAUGAUUUGAAUGUUCACGUAUAAUUUUGACGAUAAUGGCUCUCUUUACUAUAAACAGGUAUAUGGGAGAAGAGACGGAUAGUCAGUUGUCACCAGAUAUCCUAUUAUCGAAAUUACAUCAGAAAGCAGAGCAGAGAAAAUCACAAAAGUUAAAAAGACAAUCAACUGAAAAAACUAUCCAUCUAGAAAAAAAAGAAGUGUGUGUCUUGGAUGAUGUAUCUGGAGAAAAAAGUAAUGAUAAAAAGAAGUUAAAAAGGAGACAAAAGGAAAAGGGUGGUGAUGAUGGUGAAAUCAAUGAAGAGUGUGAUAUUUCUGGAGAUGAUGUCUUGGUGUCUCCGCAUAAAAAACAGAAAAUAGCAUCACAUAAGAAACAUGACAUUUCUGAUGGCUUUAAAACUGUGGAUACUAUCAAAAUCCAAAAAACUGCAAAAAAGAGAGAAAAAAAGUUGCAAACCCAAGAUGUGAUUGAUGCCAGUAUUGAAAAAGAUGAGACAGCAAUAAACAAUGUCACAAUUAAUGAAGAUGGAGAUAUAGAAGAAGACAAACUGAAUGUCAAUAAAAUUGAUAAGAAAAAAAGGAAAAAAAAGAAAAAAUUCCAAACAAUAGAAACUGAAAUAUCAAAGGUAGAUAGAAAUGAAGUGGUGGAGAAGCCAACAGAAAAACACAAAAAGAAGAAAACUGUCACUGAAAAGGAAUGCAAAAAAGAUGAACUGUCUGUUGUUCAUGACGAUGAUGAUGAUGAUGAUGAUGAUGAUGAUGAUGAUAAGGAAGGUGAUGAAAAAGAGGGUAGUCAGGAUGAUGUUACAGACAAAUCAGGUUUCGUCAUCCUUGGUGACAUUGAGAAUCAACAAGAGGAGAAAGUGCACAGAGUCCUGCCUGAUUGGUUGGCAAAUCCUUCAAUUAUUGACAAUGACAUAAGUAAAAAUACAACCAGUGUAGAUGAGUUGUCAGGAUUGAAUCAGAAAAUAGUGAGCCGACUAAAAGAAGGUGGAAUCACACAUUUCUUUCCAGUUCAGAGUCAGGUGAUACCAGCGGUGUUACACAGCAUAAAACAUGGCAUCCAUACUGGUAUUGGAGGCUAUCGUCCAAAUGAUUUAUGUGUAUCUGCUCCGACUGGUAGUGGUAAAACUUUGGCAUUUGUUAUUCCUAUUAUUCAAGCAUUACUGAAUCGUGUAGUGUGUCGUGUACGAGCAUUAGUUGUAUUACCAACCAGAGAUCUAGCCACGCAGAUACAUGAAGUGUUCACAUAUUACAGCCAAGGAACCGGACUCAAAGUGGCACUCAUUGCUGGACAUGGAACAUUUCUACAAGAACAAGCAUCAUUACUUAGGGAAAGUGACAACAUUAGUCUUGCUGACAUCGUCAUUUCAACACCAGGCAGACUUGUUGAUCAUAUCAAUAAAACUCAAGGAUUUACAUUGCAGUAUUUGAGAUUUUUGCUUCAGAAACUACUGUUCUCUGCGACUCUCUCCCAGAAUCCUGAAAAAUUAGUGCGGUUGAAUCUCUUCCGCCCAAAACUAUUUACAUCAGUUGUCAAGGGAACAACAACUGCAGACACCACUGGCACAAGUCCUGGAGAUUUUGUUGGUAAAUUCACCACACCUGCUGGUUUGAAAAAAAGCAACCUAACACCUACACUUCUGCUCUUUUGUAGUUUAAUAUGUUCUGACGCCAUGGCUAGAGGCAUGGACAUUGUAGAAGCAAAUGCCGUAAUUUGUUAUGACGUACCACCAUUUAUUAAGACCUAUAUUCAUCGUAUUGGUAGAACCGCAAGAGGUGACAGACAAGGCACUGCGUAUACUCUGGUUUUGGACAAACAGAAAAAGAAAUUCACUGCAAUGCUCAGAGAAGCUGGCAAAGAGAACUGUGAGUGGAUGAAAGUAAAACGCAAAUUAUUAGAAACGCUAACAGAAAGCUAUGAAAAUGCUUUGCAACAGUUGCCAGCUAUCUUAGAGGAAGAAAGACAGAAAAAAACUAACAGUAGGAAAAAAGUGAAAAUGGGAAAACCAAGAAAUAAAAAAAUUGACUUCUGUUCACCAAAGUUAUUUGAUGGGGAAAUGGUGAAAAGAGCCAGAAAACGCCUUGAGAAACCUUCAUAUGCCAUGCAGAUUCCUACUGCCAAACCAGUCAAAUGGUGGGGACCAUAG